UCUGCAGUUCCAGCAUUGGAGAAUGGAUUCGAGUAGGUGUCCUUUGGACCUCAUUCUUGUGCCCUUGAGCAUCUGCCUCACGGUAGGCUACCAUGCCUACCUCUGGCACGCCUCCAAUGCCAAAAACCCAGUCACAAACGUUGGAGUUAGCAUGAAAAUAAGAAAAAUAUGGGCUCAAACCAUCGUCGACGACAACAAGAGGAAGGGUAUGCUCGGCGUCCAAAGCUUUCGGAAUCCCCUCAUGGCGACGAUACUAUCCGCGUCGAUAGCCAUUCUAAUCAACACCUCCAUGGCAGCUCUAUCUAACAAUGCAUAUAAAUCGAGUCAUCUUCUUCGGCAUGCAAUCUCUGGUUCCCAAACGGGGCCAACCAUAGCUCUCAAGUUUGCUUCAGCUUCACUUCUCUUGUUGUUUAGCUUCCUGUGUAGCUCCAUGGCAGUGUGGUGCCUUAUUGAGGCUAAUUUCCUCAUCAAUUCUUCAGAGUUAUUCAAGGGGCAGGCACACAGGAUGCUGAAGAGGGGGUGGGUUUUAGGCCUCGUGGGGAAUCGUGCGCUCUAUGUCACGCUUUCCAUUUUGUUGUGGUUGUUUGGCCCUGUGCCGCUGGCUUUGUCCUCGGUAGCUUUGGUUUGGGUGUUUUAUAACCUUGAUUUCAUCAAUGGUACUAGGUCUAAAGAAGUCCUCUUUUAAGCCCAUGGAAUGGGUAGAGAUGCAAUAUGAGGAUAUUGGAAUAAUAUUAUGCUCUCAAAGUUUCAUAUAUAAUUUUUAAU
Elaeis guineensis (African oil palm) is the source of this 765-nucleotide messenger RNA. RefSeq lists its product as uncharacterized. NCBI's taxonomy places the organism in Eukaryota, Viridiplantae, Streptophyta, Magnoliopsida, Arecales, Arecaceae. The record is from RefSeq and is a predicted model, not a curated record.